AUGACAUCCUCACCAACCAACCUCGAUUUUGGUCAUGUCCCUUUCUUGGACUUGACCUACGACAACAAUGAAUCACACGACUCGGCCCUCAAACUCAUCUUGACCCUCAUGCCGGAUUGGGCUAGCGAAGACUCAAACGUCGAUUUUGUGCGCUUCACUGAUGGUAUCACCAACACUCUCUUAAAAGCCGUCAACCGCCGUCCUGGCAUGUCAAAGCUUGAUGUUGACAGAGAUGCUAUUCUGCUGCGUGCCUAUGGUCAUGGAACCGCCGUUCUCAUUGACCGUGAACGUGAGGCCGAGAAUCAUGAGCUACUCAUGAGGCAUGGUCUUGCUACUCAGUUGCUUGCUCGUUUCAAAAAUGGCAUGAUGUACCGUUAUAUUCUGGGUAAGCCUGCUCGCGCCCAGGAUCUCAGUGAACCUCUUAUCCUCUCUGCCAUUGCCCGACGUCUUGCACACUGGCACGCGACUGUUCCUUGCUUACCAGAUCCCAACCACGCCCGGGACGAGAAGCACGUAAAUGGUAAUGGUUCUACCAACGGCCAGAUUAACGGCCAUGCCAACGGUUGUGUGAACGGAGACAGCGACAAGUCCCGUCAAGAACAAAUUGAUAGUACUGCUCCCGGCAAGCCACCGCCCAACGUCUGGACGACUAUGCAGAAAUGGAUAUUCGCCUUGCCCACUGAUACUGAGGCUCAAAGGGAAAAACAAGCUCUGUUACAGGCUGAGUUGAAGGUGAUAGUACAGAAAUUGAGUCAACGACCUGGCCUUGGCAUGAACGGGCUUGUAUUUGCGCAUUGCGAUCUGCUAUGUGCCAACGUUAUCAUCCACCAAGAAGACGAUGCGGCACCUACUGUCGAUUUCAUCGACUAUGAGUAUGCCACUCCUUCACCCGCCGCAUUUGACGUGGCGAACCACUUUGCCGAGUGGGCUGGAUACGAUUGCGACUAUGCAGCUGUCCCUAGACAGGACCAGCGACUUGCUUUUGUGAAAGAGUACAUCAAGGCCUAUUUCGCAUUAACAGGCGAGACAGUCGACGAGGAAGAGGAAGUCCGCAAGCUCAUGGCAGAGGUCGACGCCUACCGAGGAGUCCCAGGUUUCUACUGGGGUAUCUGGUCAUCAAUUCAGGCCGUUAUCUCAAAGAUUGACUUCGACUAUGCCCAAUAUGCCGAGUUGCGUCUGGGUGAAUACUGGGCAUACAAGGCCGAGGAAGAUGGCAGCCGAAAAGCCACUGACCAGGAGAUGCCACUGAGGGAGAAGACGUGGUGGCGUAACGAGUAG
Molecule: messenger RNA, 1278 nt
Organism: Fusarium coffeatum
Lineage: Eukaryota; Fungi; Ascomycota; Sordariomycetes; Hypocreales; Nectriaceae
Exons: 2
Coding region: 1-1278 (425 amino acids)
Biological process (GO): phosphatidylethanolamine biosynthetic process; phosphatidylcholine biosynthetic process
Cellular component (GO): cytoplasm
Molecular function (GO): ethanolamine kinase activity; choline kinase activity
Source: RefSeq, a predicted model, not a curated record